Syngnathoides biaculeatus (alligator pipefish) is the source of this 2429-nucleotide messenger RNA. RefSeq names its product HPS4 biogenesis of lysosomal organelles complex 3 subunit 2 (gene hps4). The transcript is spliced from 12 exons. The record is from RefSeq and is a predicted model, not a curated record. Gene Ontology annotation, biological process: vesicle-mediated transport. Bases 275 to 2029 code for a protein of 584 amino acids. Lineage: Eukaryota; Metazoa; Chordata; Actinopteri; Syngnathiformes; Syngnathidae.
CCGUCCUUUCACAUGACCGGGUUCGCCUGUGUCAGUCCUGCAUUCCUCCCUGCAGUAGACGUUGUUCUCUUCAAGCAAAACCUCAAAUUACUGCCGUGGCCGGAAUAAAAUUGACAUUAAAAAAAGUAAUUAGAAUCGGUCGCGUCACAUUUUUAACAGGGGACUUCAAGGACAGUUUGCCGCGAGCUGCGACAAAGUCGCCGUUUUGUGUUUUGGUGCCGGACUCUUGAAGAGCCCUGAGAACUGAUGACAACAGAAGACAUAAUUUUGGACCAUGGCGGAACUUAGUCCGUCUGACUCCAGAGGGUGUAAUUUUUUUUUCCUUUAUGAUGGCUCCAAGGUGAAGGGAGAGGGUGAUCCGACUAGCAAGGGGAUCUGCUACUUCUAUCCCGAAGAGACCCCCAUAGAUAAGCAGGAGCUACUUUGUGGGCAACUUGCCGGAGUAGUUCGUUGCAUUUCGGAGCUUUCGUCCUCCCCUGUGCGCCUUGUGAUGCUGCGUCGGCACAAGUUUGCAAUCCAGAUGAAAGAGGACUUUUUUUGGGCUCUGGGCUCCUCCAUGGAAACUCCCACCGUCAGUGUCUGUGAGCUACUAGAUAAGAUAAUAAACCUCUUUUGUUUCUACAAUGGCUCUGUAUGCCAGAGCUACCAGCUUCAGAGUCGGGAAACCUUGGCCUCUCGGUGGUCAAAGUACCUGUCACACCUGCUAGCCGGACCGUCAGAGCUUCAUCGUGUCUUCAGCUCCUUGACCACAAUUGACUCGACAAAUGUUGACCCUCUUCUGCUGCUCAAAGCUGCCCUCAUACUGCAGGCCUGCCAGCGAUGCCCCCUGGUGUUAGCAGGCUGUAUUCUUUUCAGAGGACGAGUGGUGAGCACACAGAUGCCCCCAGAUGUUACCAUUAAGGUUAUGCUUCAUGAGAGUGAAACCUACAAGGCGCAGUCGCCCAAAGACCUGAGCCCAUCAACCUUAUUCUGUGAUGUUGUCAGCUCCACGUCCGUGUUCCUCACCAUGUCUGAACUUCAGUCCCUGCAAUCUGUUCCUGUUGACAGAGAAUCGUGGUCUCAUUCUACUCCAAUUAAAGACUCUUCCAAACAUAAGAGCCUGACAAGGAUGCCAUCAGAUAGAAUCUCUUCUGAAUCUCUUUCUUCAGAUCCACCUUCCUUCCAAAAUGGAACCUUGAACCCUUGCUUGCCUGCAUUAGACAACUUCGUUUUUAGCACCGUUACAUCACAGAACACCACUGAUCUACUCCACCCCGGACCAAAUGUAGAAGAUGAGGAAGAAGUUCAGCAAAGUUCAAACUGUGAUAGUUUUCACAGCAGUGGAGGACAAAGAGGCAGCUCAGAGCGCAACACGAGCUCCCACCUUAACAGAGGGGCUGGGGGUGCAUGCUGUCGGGCACAAUGUGACUCUGGGGAGACAGAGCUUUGCAAUGAAUCACAUCAUCACAUAUUUGAAGGGCCCAUUCAUGGUGUCACGGGGAACAAGACUCCCCCCGUUCACCCGGAUGACACCACCCUGGUCCCCAUGACACUGUACCUUCACAGGGUCAAGGGCCUGGUGCUGGCCUUGCUGGUGGAACCUCACUUCUUAUGUGAUCAAGCCGCUAUGGAGGAAGUGUAUCACAGCUGCUUAGCGUCGCUGAACGGACUUGAAGCCCAUCUCAGAAGCAUCUCUCCAGGGGUGGCGGGCCCUGCGGGACCCUACGUCUUCGCCCACUUUGACUGCGCUCAGAGCACGCUCACAACCAACCUGUCUGGUCGAGCAGGAGGAGCCCCCGAGCGUCCUUUUGUCAGAGCCGCAUCACUUCUUCACUCGCAUUUCUGUAACACUGAAACUCUGCAGGAGGCUAUUAUCAGGAAUGCCAACACUGCUGUGUACGGCACCCGCUGUGUGGCCCACGAGACCUAUUUCCUGCAGCACGGUGUCGCGCUGAGGAACUCGGGCAUCCCCAACCACCAGGACAGCGCGUUCUCCCUGCCCAGCAAGGCUCGCCACAGACUGCUCAAGCAUGGCGUUAACCUGCUCUAAUGUGACAGAGCCACUACAGUUGAGAUCAGGGGCCCUAUUUUCGUGACUGGCGAAAAUCGCAACUGGGCGUCAGGGGCGGGUGGGACCAUUGUUGUUAAAUUCAUAGCCCAGUGGAACCCAGCAGAUUAGAUAGUGGACCUCCGUCGCUGCUUUUACAACUGACUUCAUUCCUUUUACAGUAAAUGUGAGCGGGUACCCUUAUUUAAUACAGAGUGAGUCGGUGAUAACCACUGGCGACUUCAAUAUGUCCGCUGACCUUGGUAUUUGCCUGCCUGUGCUCCAAUCACAUUCAUCCAAAACGUGUUUUAGAACAUGCAAUUGUAUUUGUAAAGACAAUUAAAUUAGUUGCAUGCAUUGAGAAAGUGUUUCGUUAAUCAAUUACAGUGGUUCCAUAAAUGUA